Molecule: messenger RNA, 2634 nt
Organism: Hyla sarda
Lineage: Eukaryota; Metazoa; Chordata; Amphibia; Anura; Hylidae
Gene: HEBP2
Product: heme binding protein 2
Exons: 6
Coding region: 251-820 (189 amino acids)
Cellular component (GO): cytoplasm
Source: RefSeq, a predicted model, not a curated record
UUGAAGUCCGGAAGCAGCGGCUCCCGAACCUCCUGGCAGGCAAUCCCCUCAGCUGUGGUCACCGGGCUGUCAUCUCCACGCGGCUAAGCCACGCAUAACUGACAGCCCGGUUACCACUCUCCCACCAUCUGUCUCUUCCCUCCUCGUCUCCUCCACACCUCCCCCAUCCUUCUCACCGCCUCAGGUUCUGUCUUCCCCGCCCGAUUACCAAGGAAACAAGUUUCAGAUACCUGCCUACAGUAAGUGAACAAUGUUGAAGACUGUGAAACAAGCUUUAUUUUCAACUGAUAUUCAAACCCCUAAAUGGACAGCGAUAGAAACUCCAUCUUCAGAUUAUGAAGCACGACAGUAUGAAGCUACAAAGUGGGUGAGCACUGAAGUGACAUCAGUGAAAGACUGGGACAGUGCUAUCAGCACAGGCUUCAUGCGUCUUUUUGGCUAUAUUCAAGGAAACAAUGAAAAAAAAGAAAAAGUUGAGAUGACUGCACCAGUGACCACCUAUAUAGAGCCAGGCGCUGGACCAGCCUGUGAAUCCACAAUUACUGUUUCAUUUUACAUACCCCCAGAGCACCAGGAAAAUCCACCUAAACCUACUGAGAGCAAUGUAUUUGUUACAGAAAGACCUCAAAUGACAGUUUAUGUCCGAACUUUUGGCGGAUUUACUAACGGAGCAAAGAAUCAAGAACAGAUCUUGCAGUUAUCAGAAUGUCUAAGAAGAGAUGGAAAGCAGUUUGAUGAGAACAACAUCUACACUGCUGGAUAUGACAGUCCAUUUAAGCUUCUCAACCGACACAAUGAGGUGUGGUUGAUAGCAAAGUAAUGACAGACUACUCUCUGAAGUGCCAUAGUGCAUCCAAAGUAGACUUACAUGUCUUUCCAGAUUUAAAAGGAGCAUCUAAAAAAGGAGCAUCUCUUAAAGUGUCCCUGUCAUUUAAAAAAAAAUUUUUUUACAUGUCACAGAAACAUGUGAAAAGUUUUGAUUGGGCCCAAAUGGCUUUUUUUCCAUUCCCUACCCCACAUAUUAAUGGCAGAUAGAUCCCUGCGGUCUUUUAGAGCCUUUGUUAGUUUAUUUUAUAAUGUUACAAACUAUGUUACUGUGUUAUGUUACAAUGUUGUUAAUAUGUAUAGUUUUUUUUUUUUUUUACUUAUUAAAUAGUAUAGUAACAGAUGCUUAUGUUUCUCUCCAGAAGCUGUUCCUUACCAUGCUACAAACUUUCAUGUACUAUAUUUUGUCUGUUUACAUGUAUGAUGAUAAUUAAUAUGGUAUUUCUCAGUAAGGCUUAUAAUAUACCCUUUUCUUUGUAUUUUAAAACAAAUUCAACAAAAACAUAAAUUUUUUUUAUUUUUUUUGAUCAUCCAGGGUCCCAGUGCUGAACCCCCAAUGAUCAGUAGAACAAACAAGGAGAAGCGGGCACCAAAAGGGUUAUCCAGGAAUUGAAAAAAAUAGCUAGUUCCUUUCAAAAACGACUCCCUGUCUGUCUUCAGGUUGGGUGUGGUUCUACAGCUCAGUUCCAUUAAAGUAGAUGGAGCCAAGUUGUAAUACCACACACAACCUGGGGACAGCCAUUGAGCUGUUUAUGAAAGAAAUUAGCUCUGUUUUUCUAUUCCUGGAUAACCCCUUUAAGCAGUCAUCUUUGUCCAGGUUCACUAGAGGGAAAGCCAAGAACUAAGGUGCCAGCUUCUCCCUGCUUGUUCUAUUGUUCAGUAGGGUGUCAGCACUGAGACCAUGACUGAUCAAAGCUUUUAAUAUGUUUCUGUGACCUGGUCAGAGUUUAUUUUUUCAUUAAUAACUGGAACACUUUAAUGUUAAUGUGCCCUCACUGUUACUUUGAAAAGUCUAUUGCUGUAAAUAAGGAUAUCAAAAUGGUUCAUAGGUUAUCGAAAAUGUGAAUCAUUGCUAAUGGUGGUGAAUUAAGCAUACUGCAUUUGAAAGGUAGAGGUGCAAAACAAGGACCAAGGCACAUGUUAGUGCCAUUUGCAGUACCAAGUAAUGAUGGGUGAAAAGUCAAGAACCCAUCGGGGAAAUAAUAGACCUCCAAUAAUUGAAAUAACAAUUUCUAGGAACAGUGCUAAUCUUGUCUAUAAGCUGGGUCUCAUGUUGUAGUUGAUCCUUGUUCACCCACAGUGAAUGUAGCAAAGCUGAAUUAAUCGUAUAAUAGAGAAAACCUAUGGGCAACCGUGGUAACAUAAAAAAUCAGGACAUAAAAAGUCAUAAAUAUGUGACACAGAGCAGACUAUGUUUUGGGAAAAAAAAUAUUGUUGACUACUAAAAUUCCCAAUUUCUAUGCAAAAAAACAUUAAUAAAGAUCUAUAACAAUGUUAAUAGAUGCAAUGCUGUCUCUUUAUCCAAUGUUAGACUACGUUCUGAAUUCAUGUAUGAAAUAUGGCAGUGUAUAAUAUUUUUAAAAACCUAUUACCGCUUAAAAAAAUACAGUGUAGUGAUUUAAUGUAACUUUUUUAUUUAUUUCAUAACAUAUUUGAAACAGACCAAAUGCUUCUAUUACAAUUAGCAAGAACAAUGGCUAUGGAAUACAAAAGAUAAAUAGUCCUUAUAAUGGACUCUUAGAAUGUCCUGUAUCUACCAAACUAGGUCACAGCACAAAUGGUGGUAUUCAGGGUGAACAAAGAGGCUCA